This is a messenger RNA of Aphis gossypii (cotton aphid), 1283 nucleotides long. RefSeq lists its product as uncharacterized. Lineage: Eukaryota; Metazoa; Arthropoda; Insecta; Hemiptera; Aphididae. The transcript is spliced from 5 exons. The record is from RefSeq and is a predicted model, not a curated record. Bases 85 to 1113 code for a protein of 342 amino acids.
AAUAAUUAAGCACUAAUAUUCAGUCAUAGUUUUGUUUUAACAGUGUCAAGUUGUAAAUCUCUGUUUAACUUUAUCAGUAUUAAUAUGGCAGGGCCAAUAAGUGAAAUGAACCGUUUGUAUAAAUAUGUUGCACCUUCAUCACCAUCCGAACUCAUCGAUUGUAGUAAUUUCACAAUUGACUUUGAAAAUCGCAAGUUUUUAAACAUCGGAUUCGAUCCAAAAGAUAAAUUUAAUAUUGUACUGCGAAUAAUUACACCGUCACGGUAUGUAAAUAUUUCUCCAGACUUCUUGAAGCGUAUUUAUUCAUUCAUGGGUAAUAUUUUAUCCCACAUUCUCGAUCCUGCUGUGAAAUAUAAAAAAUUCACUUUUUUGGAAUGUGAAUCGGUUUUGAUCACAAGUAUGGUAUAUAGGGGAGAGCAUGUAUUAGUCGUAGAGUCUAAAGAAACAAGCGGAUGUAGAAUUUUAUUGAAUAGAAGAGAUCUUAUGACAAUUCAAGAUUUAGAGUGGAUGAUUUUUGAAACCGUAUCAAGAAAAAUCAAUAUCGUAAGACCUAAUAUUUUAAAUCAACUCGAACAAAUAUCCGAAUACUUUAAAACAGAUUUUAAUAUUGAUAAAUCCGCUACACUCGAUGAAGUUAUAUCAAUAAUCAGAGGAAUUCAUAUUGAAUUAAUCGCGAAACAUAUACAAAAGAACAAACAGAGUUUUUUAACCCAAAUAAUAUUAUUCGCAACUGAACAGCUUGCAAUCCAUUGGAUGACAAAAUCGAGAAAUUCGUUAAAAACAGUUGAUGCACCGGCAGAAUUUAUUUCACCAACCAAGAGAAAUGAGAUGCACGAUGCUGAGGAAUUAAAGUUUUAUUCUGAAACCUUUGAUGUGGAAAUGCUACAACCUUCACCACCAAGAUACUCAAGUAUGUCUCCGUUGAUGAAAUAUAAUGAAGACGAUCCUUCACAGUCACGAGGUGCUGACGAGGAAAGGGGAUUCAGAGAAUAUUUAGUAACAAAUUCGAUGAAUCCAUUAGAGGCAGCAUGGGCUCCGAUUCGGAAAACUAUACCAAGGACGAUACACGCUGUCGAUGAAAAUGAUGGUCCUACGUAUUUUAACAGACCAUAAUCCCCCACCAUCUCUUUCCGACUUCAUAGAUGGCAAGUCAGCAGAACAAUCUACUCACUCCAAUACAAAAGUCUUUUUAUAAUUAUUAAUAAAAUCUUGUUAAUGAUAAUAAUAAUAAUAAAUAUUUCUUAUAUCAUAAUAUUUGUUAUUCAAUACGUUAUCAAUACCCA